AUGGCAUCGAGUUCACGUUUUUAUGAAAAUGAGGGUCGUUCUUUAUCUAGGGCACCAUUCUUUGAUGGCACCGAUUAUGCAUAUUGGAAAACAAUGAUGGAAGAUUUUUUAACUGCAUAUAGUCUUGAUUUGUGGGAAAUAGUUAGAGAUGGUCCAUAUGUCCCUAAGGAAAAGGUAAAGAGAGGAGAAGUAGAAGAGAUAGUAGAAAAGAGUAGAGAUAAGUACACGGAUGAAGAUAAGAGAUUAAUUGCUUUAAAUGCUAAGGCUAAGAGUGCAUUUCAUUGUGCUUUAAGUAGAUCUGAAUUUAAUUAUGUACAGUGUUGUAAAUCUGCUUAUGAAAUUUUGAAGAAGUUAGAGUUAAAAUAUGAAGAUUUUGAAAAGGUGCAAAAGGUUCUAAGAUCUUUACCGGAGGCAUGGGAUCCAAAGGUGACAGCCAUUCAAGAGGCCAAGGAUACUAAGAAGUUGUCACUAGAUGAACUAAUGGGUUCACUAAUGACACAUGAGCUUACUCUCAAAAACAGGUAUAAAAACAAAGAAGAUUCUUUAAAAUCUAAAUCAAUUGCUUUACCUGUUGCACAGGAAUCCAAUGGAGAGGAGGAUUUAGAAGAGGAGAUUGCCAUGUUGGCUAGGAGGCUUCGAAACUUUAUGAAAAAGAAUAAAAGGAGUUUCAGCAAGACUAAGCCCGUAGAAGCCUCAAAUGAAAAGAAAGUGGAGGUUACUUGCUACAAGUGUGGUGUGCUUGAAGGCCAAAGGUACUUCAAGCCAAUGAUUCUUGGACAGCGGAUGUUCAAGGCACAUGACUGGAAAUGCCACCUUAUUUUCGUCUCUUAA
Diospyros lotus (date-plum) is the source of this 831-nucleotide messenger RNA. RefSeq lists its product as uncharacterized. The transcript has 3 exons. The record is from RefSeq and is a predicted model, not a curated record. Lineage: Eukaryota; Viridiplantae; Streptophyta; Magnoliopsida; Ericales; Ebenaceae. Bases 1 to 831 code for a protein of 276 amino acids.